This is a messenger RNA of Neodiprion fabricii, 1596 nucleotides long. It is a transcript of the gene DNApol-alpha50, whose product is annotated as DNA primase small subunit. Gene Ontology annotation, cellular component: alpha DNA polymerase:primase complex. Gene Ontology annotation, biological process: DNA replication, synthesis of primer. Bases 252 to 1493 code for a protein of 413 amino acids. NCBI's taxonomy places the organism in Eukaryota, Metazoa, Arthropoda, Insecta, Hymenoptera, Diprionidae. The transcript has 7 exons. The record is from RefSeq and is a predicted model, not a curated record.
AUCGCGUUCAGGUCGAAAAACCUGCUAGGAAUUGGCGCGAAAAUAAUUCUGUCAAAUUGCGUGUACACAUUGUAACAUUUGUAAUCCUGUUGUGCAUUUAAUUUGUGGCAGUGUUCGUGAACGUGCGAAAGAAUUUUGACGGAGUUUAAUUUUCAGUCCUGUGAUUGAAUGAUAUCGUGAAUAAACUGCUGAUUGAAUGCAGAAGAAAAGAUUCGAUACGACCCUGCAAUAAACGCGCCUAACCUAAAAGGAUGUCAACCGAGGGAAUAGAGAAUCUGAUAGAUCUUUUGCCUCUUUACUAUCAGCGGCUUUUUCCGUUUCACGACUACUACAGGUGGCUGAGCUACGGUGAUCCCAGCGUCUUUUCACGCAGAGAAUUUUCUUUCACCGUAAGAGAUGACGUCUACAUACGAUAUCGUUCCUUCGUUAAUCAAGAUGAACUACAACUGGAAUGCAGACGACUCUUGCCGUUUAAAAUUGAUAUCGGUGCGAUAUACAAUAUAUGCCCAAAAGAUGAGAAGAAAUUUUCAAGUUUUCUGCCAGUAGAAAGAGAACUUGUUUUUGAUAUAGAUAUGACGGAUUAUGACGAUGUUCGAAGCUGCUGUUCAGGCGCCGACAUAUGUACAAAAUGCUGGAAGUACAUGGUGAUUGCCUGCCAGAUAUUGGACUCCGCACUUAGAGAGGAUUUUGGCUUUGAGCAUCUAUUGUGGGUAUUUUCUGGAAGAAGAGGUAUACAUUGCUGGGUGUGCGAUAAAUCAGCUCGCGAGUUGAAUUCGAUGACCCGCGGCUGUGUUGCCGAAUACUUACAGCUUAUUACUGGUGGAGAACUAAAAGCCAAGAAAGUCAACUUUCCUGGCCCAAAAUUACACCAUUCUGUGAGACGUGCACUAAAUAUCAUAGAACCACUGUUCGUAUCAAUGUGCGUCGAGGAGCAGAAUAUGCUCGGAACAGAAGAAGGUGUUGCCAAAUUCUUACCACUUAUUCUUGACGAUAGUUUAAGAUCCCAGGUCAAGGAUUUAUUCAAAAAACAUACAUCUAGUGUUGAGCGUUGGGAGGCCUUCACUGCCUGCUACCAAGUCGAGAAACAAACGGGUAAAAAAUGGCGUCUGAAUCAUCUUCUGGAGGAAAUAAUGAUCCAGUACGCGUAUCCGAGAUUGGAUAUUAACGUGACCAAGGGAAUGAACCAUCUUUUGAAAUCGCCGUUCUGUAUUCAUCCAAAAUCGGGUAAAGUUAGUGUGCCGUUUAGCCCAAAAGCUGUUGGUAAAUUUAACCCGUUAACUGUACCAACGAUAAACUUGCUAAUCGAGGAAAUCAAUGCAUUCGACGCCAAAGAAGACUCUAUCCAAGAAUCAAACACUAGGAGAAAAAUCAAGGACUAUAAAAAAACUAGCUUGAACAAAUCUGUUCAUGUUUUUCAAGAAUUUUUAAGGAAUUUGGAAGAUGCUUCAAAAGGACAGAAGAUUUUGCAGAGUGAUAUGUUGAUGGAGUUUUAGUAAUGCAAACCAAUAACUGUGAACUAUAAGAUGAAACUCGUGUUUUAAUUUUAAGUAAUCAAUAAGUUUCGCUUACAAAUGAAAAAUAAAAGAAAUAAGUACG